GUGGGGAAUGGGGCUCGGACGGGGGCCAUUUUGCCGAAGGCAUCCUGCGGGAGUCAGAAACAGCCUGGCGGCAGGCUGAAGCCAUUCCUUUUCCUUCUUUGCAGCUUGGGGCUUGGAGAGGAACAGAAAGGCCGGGCUCCUUCGAGCCCUCGGAGACGAUGGUGUCCUCCAGCCUCCGCCACCUGACGACGCUCUAUGGCGGCUGCUCUCUCCGCGCUACUCCUCUUGCCACCCCUUCCAACGCUCUGUGCUUACCGCCUCCAAAGCCCCGGCCGUCUUUCCUCCGCAGAGACUGAUAGUCCAGGUGGGGACACCAUGAGAGGCGAGAAAAACUGCUGCCGUGGAGCUUCUGGAGCUUCCUGCCCCCCGACACCUUCACCUCUGGCGCCUCUGUCCUCAACUCUCUUGAUGUCCGCGGAGGCAAUCUCCAGUAGUUGGUCCGGGUCUGGAGGUGGUUUGUCAGGGGGAGAUGAAGAGGAGACUCGGCUUCUUCAACUCCUUCGGACCGUGCCAGACCCUUCCGAGGCCUUCCAGUCUUUGCAGGCUGCUUUGCCGCGGCGGGGCGGCCGACUGGGCUUCCCCCGAAGGAAGGAAGCUUUGUAUCGAGCCCUGAGCCGAGUGCUUGUGGAAGGAGGUAGUGAUGAAAAGCGACUCAGCUUGCAACUCCUCUCAGACGUUCUCCGGGGUCAAGGGGAGGCAGGCCAACUGGAGGAAGCUUUUAGUUUAGCACUUCUGCCUCAGCUAGUUGUUUCUUUGCGAGAAGAGAAUCCAGCCUUGCGGAAAGAUGCGCUGCAGAUCCUGAACAUAUGUCUGAAACGUAGUUCUGAACAGGUGCUGAGAACGCUUAUACAGCAAGGACUGGAAAGUAGUGAUGCCCGACUUAGAGCUUCCACAGCACUACUAUUUCCUGUCUUGCUUACUCCUGAGGAUUUGUUGCCCGGCCUAGACCUUACCGAGGUGAUAAUAUCUCUAGCCCGCAAGCUUGGCGAUCAGGAAAUAGAAGAGGAAUCUGAGACAGCUUUCUCUGCACUUCAACAGAUUGGGGAGCGACUUGGCCAAGAGAAGUUUCAGUCCUAUAUCUCUCGCCUGCCGUCUGCUCUGAGGAGACAUUACAAUCGCCGCCUGGAGUCCCAGUUUGGGAGCCAGGUUCCUUAUUAUUUGGAACUUGAAGCCUCAAGAUUCCCUGAAGAUCCCCUUCCUUGUGCAGUGACUCUUUGCAACAGCAAUCUAAAAUUUGGAAUUAUUCCUCAGGAGCUGCAUUCAAGACUGUUAGAUCAAGAAGAUUAUAAGAACCGAACUCAGGCGGUUGAGGAACUAAAACAGGUGAUGGGACGAUUUGACCCUAGUUCUACCCCUCAUUCUAGUCUUGUUGGUUUCAUUAGCUUGCUGUACAAUUUGUUAGACGAUUCUAACUUCAGAGUAGUCCAUGGUACACUUCAGGUCCUGCAUGUACUGGUUAUUCGCCUUGGAGAGCAGGUGCAACAGUUUUUGGGACAAGUUAUAGCAGCUUCUGUCAAAGUGCUGGCAGACAACAAAUUGGUGAUCAAACAAGAAUACGUGAAAAUCUUCCUGAAGCUAAUGAAAGAAGUAGGUCCUCAACAAGUGCUUUGUUUACUCCUGGAACAUCUCAAACAUAAGCAUUCCAAAGUGAGAGAGGAGGUGGUGAACAUUUGCAUCUGCUCCCUCCUGACUUAUCCCAGUGAGGAUUUUGAUUUAUCCAAACUGUCUUUUGAUCUUGCCCCAGCUCUUGUAGAUAGCAAACGCAGGGUACGCCAAGCAGCUCUCGAAGCCUUUGCUGUGUUGGCAUCAUCCAUGGGCUCAGGUAAAACCAGCAUCCUUUUCAAAGCUGUAGAUACUGUUGAACUGCAGGAUAAUGGAGAUGGAGUGAUGAACGCUGUACAGGCCAGAUUGGCUAGGAAAACCCUCCCAAGGUUAACAGAACAGGGAUUUGUGGAAUAUGCAGUACUUAUGCCAUCAUCUGUCCAACGUAGGUCAAGUCAUUUGGCACAUGGAGCAGAUACAGACUGGCUUUUGGCUGGUAACAGGACUCAGAGUGCACACUGUCACUGUGGUGACCACGUGAGGGAUAGCAUGCAAACUUACGGAUCUUACAGUCCAACUGUUUGUACCCGAAGGGUUUUAAGCGCAGGAAAAGGAAAAAAUAAAUUACCAUGGGAAAAUGAGCAGCCUGGAGUCACGGGAGAAAGCCAGACCUCCAAUUCCAAGGAUAUAGAACAGUUUUCAGCAUAUGAUUUCAUCCCAUCUCCAAAAUUAAAGCCCUCUCAAGGAAUGACAGUCAAUGAUGAUUUAUGUUUUAGCAGAAAAAGAGUGUCAAGAAACUUAUUUCAGAAUUAUCGGGAUUUUAACCCAGAGUCUUUUCCAGUAUGUGCUGCUGGCACUGCUGGGACUUAUCAGACAAAUCUUUCUGGGAAAUGUACACAAGUUGGAUUUUCACAGAUAUGUGGUAAAACUGGCAGUGUGGACUCUGACAUGCAGUACCUGGGAACUACUAACAGUCAUCAGGAUAAAGUGUAUGCUAGCCUAAAUUUUGGCAGUAAGACACAGCAAACAUUUGGUGGUCAAACAGAACGUACUUCACCAUACUCUGGUAUAAAUCCAAGUCCAGGAGGCCUCAUUCUUCCAUCCUGUCCUCUCUCAUCACCUCGAACUAGUCCAAAGCACAUAUCUCUUACUGUAUCUCCAAAGAAGUCUCAAGAUAAUUCCAUUAAUUUCUCAAAUUCCUGGCCUCUUAAAAGCUUUGAAGAACUAUCUAAGCCAAGUCCACAGAAAAAGCUUGUUAGCCAAAAAUCGUCUGACCAUACAGGAGAAAAUUCUCAAGAAAAAUCGUCUCCAGUUCAACUAACACCUGCCUUGGUGAGAUCACCAUCUUCCAGACGAGGCCUAAAUGGGACCAGGCCUGUUCCUCCCAUACCAAGAGGAAUCAGCCUUUUGCCUGAUAAAGCUGAUUUAAGCACAGUGGGACCCAAAAAGAAAGAGCCUGAUGAUAUUUGGAAGAGUGAAAAAGAUAGUCUUAUAAUUGAUCUUUCAGAAUUAAACAUUAGGGAUGAAGAUUUGGAUCAAGAAGAGAUGCAGAACUCUCUUAGGUCCCUUCGUAAUAGUGCAGCUAAGAAAAGAGCCAAACUGAGUGGCAGUACUUCUGAUCUUGAAAGCCCUGAUUCUGCAAUGAAGCUUGACAUGACUAUGGACUCCCCAUGUCGAUCUUCAUCUCCAAACAUCAGCUCUUACAGUGAAAGUGGAGUUUACAGCCAAGAAUCAUUGACUUCUUCUCUGUCUACAACUCCCCAGGGGAAGAGAAUAAUGACAGAAAUAUUUCCAACAUUUGGAUCAAAACAUUGUCCAACAAGACUUUGUUCUGCAAAGAAUAAAAAUUCUCAGAUAGCUGAACAAAGCCUCAUUACAGGGAUUACAACAUCCAGUGUAAGCAUAAUCGGUCAGCGUAUGAACUAUGGGUUUGGAUGUGGUGAUUUUGAAGAUGAUAGGUCACAUGACAUUUCACCUAGUGUUUUAAAAAUACAAAAUAAGGAACGCCCAAGACAUUGUAAGCAUACAAAAGAAUUUACAGUGUCAUCAAAUUCACAGCAGAUUUCCAGUUUUGACUUCACAUCUACACAUACUUUAUCAGAAGACUCAGUAGUAGUUGUUGGAAAAGGUGUAUUUGGAAAUCCAAAUUCAUCACUGGCAGCUUCCUGCCAAUCAAUGAAAUCUUCUGUGGAAAAUGGGGAUACAUUUCCAAUUAAAGAAAGUAUUGAACCACCAUCAGGGAUAUAUGGAAAAGCAGUCACCCAGAGUAUUCCAUCAUUUGUUGAUGUUGAGAAUGAAAAAGAUAUUAAAGUUUCUAUUACAAAAUCUACUUAUGACAAGAUGAGACAGAGAAGAAAAGAGGAAAAAGAACCUCUUGACAUUAAAGAUUGUGAAAAUAAGGAACAGAAUCCCUGGGAACAAUUUAAACAUACAGACUUAAAUGUUUUUGGAGAUGAAGUGGGGAUAUCAAAAAAUGAGUGUUCCCUUUUAGCAAACAUUGCUUUCAGUCCUCCAUUGAAAGCAGGGACCAGUUUAAAAAGGUCAGCAUCUUUAGUUUUUUCAGAUUCAGGUGAAGCAUCUCCUGGAACCAUUUCACAGUAUAAAGAAAGGAUAUCUCCUGUCACUCAAAGUCCAGAGAUAAUGGACUCAUCAGAACUACGGCCAUUUUCCAAACCAGAAAUAGCACUGACAGAAGCUCUCAGACUUUUAGCUGAUAAGGAUUGGGAGAAGAAAAUUGAGGGAUUGAAUUUUAUUAGAUGCUUAGCUGCUUUUCAUUCUGAAAUAUUGAACACAAAGUUGCAUGAAACAAGUUUUGCAGUAGUUCAAGAGGUGAAAAAUUUACGCUCUGGAGUUUCUCGUGCUGCUGUGGUCUGUUUAAGUGAUCUUUUUACUUACCUGAAAAAGGGCAUGGAUCAAGAACUAGAUACUACAGUAAAAGUUUUGUUGCACAAGGCUGGAGAAUCAAAUACAUUUAUAAGAGAAGAUGUUGACAAAGCAUUGAGAGCUAUGGUCAAUAAUGUAACCCCUGCACGGGCAGUUGUUUCUCUUAUCAAUGGAGGACAAAGCCAUUUACACAUUGCAGUAAGAAAAUGUACAGCUCAGCACUUAUCAGAUAUAGUGGAAAUUAUGGAACCAGAGCGUAUUUUAUCUGGAACAAAGGAUAUGGCUGACCGUUUAUUACCAGCUGCUGCUAAGUUUGCUCAGGACAGUUCACAAGAAACCAGGUAUUAUGGUCGAAAGAUGCUCUUCCUCAUGAUGUGUUAUCCUAACUUUGAUAAAAUGCUUGAAAAGUAUGUCCUAUCCAAAGAUUUGCCGUAUAUUAAGGAAUCUGUUAAAAGCUUACGGCAAAAGGGUUUGGGAGAGAUACCGCUAGAUACUCCUUCAGCAAAAGGAAGACGAUCUCAUACCAGCAGUGUUGGAAAUACAAGGUCAUCAUCUGUUUCUAGAGAUAUUUUCAAUUCAACUGAAAGAGAGGUAACUGAAAUUCAUGAUGUCACCAGAAAAUCAGUCCCCCGAAAUUCCGUAGAAAGUGCUGAGUACAUUAAAGUCAUAACUAGUUUAUUAAAUGCAAAAGACUUUCGUGAUCGUAUUAAUGGAAUUAAACAGCUUUUAUCAGAUACUGAAAAUAAUCAAGAGCUUGUUGUUGGAAAUAUUGUGAAGAUCUUUGAUGCUUUUAAAUCUCGACUUCACGAUUCCAAUAGUAAAGUAAAUCUGGUGGCCCUAGAAACAAUGCACAAAAUGAUUCCUUUGCUUAGAGACAACUUAUCUCCUAUAAUCAACAUGCUAAUUCCAGCAAUAGUAGAUAAUAAUCUGAAUUCCAAGAAUCCAGGCAUCUAUGCUGCUGCCACAAAUGUUGUUCAGGCACUGAGUCAGCAUGUAGAUAACUAUUUACUCCUACAGCCAUUUUGCACAAAAGCUCAGUUUUUAAAUGGGAAGGCAAAACAGGAUAUGACUGAAAAACUUGCGGAUAUUGUUAUGGAACUUUAUCAAAGGAAGCCCCAUGCCACAGAACAGAAAGUGUUGGUUGUUUUAUGGCAUCUCUUAGGGAACAUGACAAACAGUGGCUCUCUGCCUGGAGCUGGAGGAAAUAUACGAACAGCCACAGCUAAAUUAUCAAAAGCACUUUUCUCACAGAUGGGUCAGAAUCUGUUAAAUCAGGCUGCAUCUCAACCAUCACAUAUCAAAAAGAGUUUAGAGGAAUUGCUCAAUAUGACAAUUUGAAAUGAACUAUGAAUAAUUAAAUACAGUAUGGUGAACAAAACUGUUUACAUGAUGACAAAUAGAACUUUUAUAAAGUUACAUUUUCAGUGCCUGCACUAUUCACCCUAUAAAUCAAAUCAAUAGCUAUUUUUAUUUGCAAGCUGAGUACACAUAUGUCCUAUAUCAACCCUACCACUUGAACCCAUCACAUAAAAACCUAAAUUUAAUGUAACCUAAUAUCCAUUAAAUCAGAGGCACAUGGAAUGAAUCCAAUUUUAAUAUUUUUGAGAAAAGUCCUCAUUUGCACUAUUCUAUAGAAACCGCAAUUUGUUGCCCUAUAUGUACAAUUAGAUUUGUAAUUAAAAAUAUACUUUUUAUUAUGUAAUCAUGUUCUGCUACGUCUGAUUACUCAGACUUAUUUUAUGAAUUGGAAGAAGAAUCACUAUGUUAUCAUAAACUGAUUCUGUGUGCUAUUCGUGGAAAACAUGUAUUUCUGAAAUCAGUCUGCUAUUAUGAUUGUGCAGUAUUAGCUUGCUUUUGCUGCUAUGUUAAUGUGCUAUAUUUCCUUACUAUUUGGGUUAAAUCAUCUACAUAAUUGUGAAAUUUAUCAAGUUAUAAUAAAGCAUGAUGACCAAAGUUUUCAAAAACAUUUAAAUAUUUUAAAUGCACAUUUAAGAAAAUGUGUUGAAUGUAAUUUCCCUGUUUUUGUGUGCAAACACUAAAUUUUAUUUCUGUAUGUCCUGACAUUUAUAAAGGUGUUAUUUUGCUGCCCAGUUGUGUAAUUCUCAAAAAUAGUGCCAGGUUUUCUAUAGUUUUUCUUAGAAUUAUUGAGUUAUAAGUACUGUAUGCAUCUUUAAAAAGAAAAGGAAAAUUAUAAAAUAAAAGGACUUAUUUGUGUA
This is a messenger RNA of Manis pentadactyla (Chinese pangolin), 6641 nucleotides long. RefSeq names its product TOG array regulator of axonemal microtubules 1 (gene TOGARAM1). Gene Ontology annotation, biological process: microtubule cytoskeleton organization. The transcript has 22 exons. Gene Ontology annotation, cellular component: cilium; cytoplasmic microtubule. Lineage: Eukaryota; Metazoa; Chordata; Mammalia; Pholidota; Manidae. Bases 196 to 5763 code for a protein of 1855 amino acids. The record is from RefSeq and is a predicted model, not a curated record. Gene Ontology annotation, molecular function: microtubule binding.